UUUCUUUUCUUUUAACUUUUUUUUUUCAAUGGAGGUGUUUUUUAUGACAAAAGUAUGUGAAAAUGUGCGCUAGAAGCGCAAAUAAUUUGAGCUAAGCUGAGGGAGUGCCAAGAGCCGCCCUUGGGCUCUAGAUCUCCGCCACCAUCGCGAAGCUUUGAGAUGGGGUCGCGAGUGGGUGCGCAGUGAAUGACGUUACUAUAGCGAAAUUCAUUUUGGAAGCGUUGUCAUGGCAUCGACGCAAGCGAUCUUGGACGCGGCGGUAUGGAAUCCCGGGCACAGCAUGGAACGCAAGGCAAUGCCAAGCCAGGAAGAAAAUCAACGCCUGUUGUGCUGGGUUUUUGUUGUUGUGAUGGUGGUGGUGUUGGCUGCUAGCAUCUUACACUCGCUGCCUACCCUCGAAGUUGCGACCUCUACGUUCUCGCCAACUUUGUGUUACACUGCUACUGGAUGAUCGUUCCUUGCACUGGGGCUUGAAAGGUGCUCCAUGUUCUGCUGCCAGUUCCCGGGGUACGUUUGGUUCGGCGGGACUGGCACCGGGUUGACGCCAUGACUCGUGACGGUGCUGGCUGUUGAACUUGUCUUGUUACUGCAAUUGCGGGGCAGCCUCUUGUCCACUGACCCAGCAAUUCCUCCCCCCCAAACCCUUCGCUGAUCUCCUCGCCGAAUCGCAGACCCUCAGGCUGCGGAGGUUCUGGAGCUGGCUAUAUCUGGGGUGUCUCAAAUUCCUGGCACCUCCUCCCUAGUUGAAUGUUUGGGACAUGUUUCUGUUUUUGUUGUAUAUUUUUAUGAAUGCCAUUCUGGCGCCGGAUGGAACAUAACACGGAGUGCGCCAAUGGGCCACUCUUCCUCCCGACUUCUGCCAGACGGCACGCGUUCAGCUCGCCACCUUGCCACGGCUACAUUCUCCGACUCCAUUUUGGGUGAACGUUUCAACUGCACACAGCGCAUUGGUUACUGUGCCGAAGCGACUGCACCGCUCCUUUGUGAAUUGGAAUGAUUUCUCGAGUCGCGGAAGGUUGUGUUUCUAGAAUCUAUCCUGCGCUGCCCUACAAGGGACCUAAUGAUUGAUUUUUGCUCCAUGGCAACGGGCAUUCUGUACGCCGGAAUCAUUCUAUUGUGCGAUUCGCAGAUAAGCGCACGAACAGGGAUAAGAAAUGCUUCUUCGGGAAGCCAAUGUUUUAUCCUCGUAUGGGCUAUUCCCUGCAGGCAUUUACUCGUACACUGAUAGUGCAGAGUAAAGGAUGCACUGGAUUAGAUAACAGAUAUACCCAAAGCAGAUGGUUUCGAACCUCGCCAGGGUUGACCCAGCCAGAUGGAACCCUAGCAGCUCGUUCAUAUUUGCUAGUUGUCUGAUCUUAACUUCCGAGUUAGGCGGGUGGUGUAAUUACUGCAUCAUGUAUACCGAUCUAGAUCAGUAUUCAGAAGUAAAUUUCAACCAUCUACGUAAGUGACAACUCAUCUAAUCAAGACUGCCUUAUUCCCUCAGAUUAGAGGAACAUCAAGGCCUGCCCAGUGCGGGGACAGAUUCUCGUGUUGGUUGAGACUCGUGAUCAGAAUAACUAUGAAGUGUACCCCGAUGUCGGGUAUGAAGAUUGAUUAUUUAAAACAUCACGUAUGCCAAGUUUAAGUUGUGAGAAUGGUAUCAGAAGAGCAUCCAGGCUAUCGCGGCAGUCUUCAAUCUCGAUUUCUCUAAUAUCUUAAUUUUGAAAUGCGAGGUUCAUCGCUACCGUAAUAUCGGGUUCACUUCGGCUAUCCACAAAGAGGACGGUGGGUGAUGUGCUAACCAAGCAGGGCUCGAGAAGCACGUCACCAAACGAGAUCUGCUUUGUGAAUUUCAUGAGAGUGCCGUACUCAGACUCCGUGGAAAAUGUGCAUACAGAAGGAUGUCUGUUGAAUCUCCAUGAUAUUGGAAUUAAACUGACUUGAAAAAUGCACCGCCAGGGAAACGGCGAAUUUCUCCAUCCCUAGCCCAAUCCGUGUCAGAGAAGCCUCGAGAUUCUAAACGUGUUCUUGGGGAGAAGGCCGCAUUUCCGGAAGAUGACUAAUGCCUGCAUGAAGAUCAAGGUUACACUGUUCCAUUCCUCGUCCACAAAGAAUGAUACAGGGAAAACUUCACAAUUGAGUGAACAGACGGAAGGGUGCUCAGAAGUGUUCCAUUCCCAGUUACUUCUAGACGUCGGCGUCGUCCCUCAAUGCGAAGUGCACUAGUAGUUGGCGAAUCAACCAAGUCUGCUGGCGUGAAGUUGUUGCCGAGUGCAUCGAGGUCAUCGACGCAAAGAACCAAGGGCACCCACUGACCACUACCCGACCAUGUGUGAAGGCUGAAGUUAUUUCUCUGAGCCAAUGCUCAAAACCUAAAAAACCCGUCGACCUAGGCACUAGCUUCGAGCCACAAAAGCCUUUCCAAAGAUGCAGUGACGAAAGGAAAGUAAAAAAUAUGGAAAAAUCUGAAAGUGGAGGAAAAAGUGGCAUCGCAACUUUCGGUGGUCUGCAUUGAGCUAUUAAUGGAGUUUUGUAGUCACGAUGAAACUAUGCUGGCAUUCAUAGCAGAUCUUAUGGGUAAAAAUGCAUCAGGGAUACUUGACACUUUGAUGAACACAAAGCAUUUCUUACCGAAGCCUGUUAGCGCAUCUUUGCACGAGUUAUUAUACAAGAUUCUUGGAAACAGCAAUUUUAAACUGUCAUUUGCGAAAGUUUUCGUUUCUCACUAUCCUAAAUUUUUUGAGGAUUCUGCUGCAGCAGAAAGUGCAGCAAUUGGAAUCACGUCAGCGAACAAGUAUAGCGAACAUGCCAUUCUUAAUAGCUUUUCUGUACAGAUUUUUACAAUUCCAACACUUACACCGAAACUGGUCAUUGAGUCCAGACUUCUAGAGAUGCUGCUUGGCACUUUGAAAGAGUUCUUCCUUGCUUGUGCGGGAGAGGAUGGUCGACUUUUGGGAAGUAAGGGUCUGUUGGUCAAACGCAUGUACUAUCGAAUUCUAGAGGACAUAAGAUAUGUGAUGAAUCAUUUCGAGGCGGCAAAGUAUGUAGCGGAAAGGAAAUCUGAACUCUCGAGAGCGUGGCUUCACUUGCUUGCCUUUGUUCAAGGCAUGUACCCGCAGCGGCGCAUGACAGGAAUUCACGUAGAAGAAGACAAUGAAGUGUGGAGUUCCGUUUAUUCCUUGGAGAACCAAAUGGCUUCCAUCCAUUCUCUAUUUGUUGCAGGAGCAGCUUCUAAUGCAUCCUUAGAGGAGACAUAUUUGUCUACACCUUGUGGUAGCUUUGGAUUAGCGAAGGAGGCUCUGGGUAACAGAGAGUUUCAGCAGGCCUGUCAAAAUUGGAUGUGUAUUGAGAGAGUCCAACGAGACAAAUGGUGCUAGCGGCUGUGGUCCCUCUGAAGCAGUCGUGGAAAUGCGUGAUGUCACUGUUACAGUUGAUUCUGUUGAGGGUAUCCAUAGUGAGAUUGUACUACAUUCAGUUAAGAAAAAGGAUGUUGGGUAUGUCUCUCUGCACGGAUGACAAUGCCAGCUUCGAUGGUGUGGCUCAUCUCUGAAUGCACUCAAGUUCUUGACACCUGGUUUGGUUUAGAUGCUGCGAGAGAGGUCGCAAAAUCAGGGCAGUCUGGUCGUGAAGCCAAGAGUCGGAACAACGGAACUAUCACUCUUACCAGCAGAAGUGCUCAUCGGCGCUGGUUCAGUUGGACCAGCGUUGUUCGUAGAUAGACGUUCUUGCAGUGGGUCUCUCAUCACAAAAAACUUGAAAAAUUGCUUUAGAUUGCAGCGUCCAGAUGGCGGAAGAGUUUUUAGCCAUCGGCGGAGAUAUGUAUCAGUGGUGGUGACAUUUACGCCUAACAUAUCUCCGGAGUGGGUCUUCCCACCACUGCAAAAUCACAAGUUUUUUAGUAGUUGUUGUUGAACUAAGUCGAGAUAAUUUCAUUGAUCACUGGUCAAAUUAAGUACAUGUAAGAAUCAUGAGUCAUUCUUAUGAUAUGUCGUUUACUAGACUCAAAGGGUCAAGCGGCACUAUCCUUUGUUUGAGAAUUACUCACCCGCAAACUUUGGUGAUAAACGGUUAUUUACUCUGCUAUAA
This is a messenger RNA of Physcomitrium patens, 4068 nucleotides long. RefSeq names its product E3 ubiquitin-protein ligase PRT6. The record is from RefSeq and is a predicted model, not a curated record. Lineage: Eukaryota; Viridiplantae; Streptophyta; Bryopsida; Funariales; Funariaceae. Gene Ontology annotation, biological process: ubiquitin-dependent protein catabolic process via the N-end rule pathway; protein ubiquitination. Gene Ontology annotation, cellular component: ubiquitin ligase complex; cytoplasm. Gene Ontology annotation, molecular function: ubiquitin protein ligase activity.